Molecule: messenger RNA, 1843 nt
Organism: Rhinichthys klamathensis goyatoka
Lineage: Eukaryota; Metazoa; Chordata; Actinopteri; Cypriniformes; Leuciscidae
Gene: msi2a
Product: musashi RNA-binding protein 2a
Exons: 15
Coding region: 121-1344 (407 amino acids)
Cellular component (GO): cytoplasm
Molecular function (GO): RNA binding
Source: RefSeq, a predicted model, not a curated record
GCGCGCGCUGAUCCCACGUGUGACGCUAGCGCUCCCGGUUCGGUAAUAUUCCUUGAGCUGGGGCUGCAGUGCCCGUGUGUGUGUGUAUGCGUGUGUUUGGAGUUGGUUGGGCUUUGAGCUAUGGAAGCGGACGCGAGUCAAGUCACCUCUGGAAGCCCGAGUGAUUCGCUACACGACCCGGGUAAAAUGUUUAUCGGUGGCCUCAGCUGGCAAACCUCACCAGACAGCCUUAGAGACUAUUUCAGUAAAUUCGGGGAGAUCAGAGAAUGUAUGGUGAUGCGCGACCCCACCACCAAACGCUCCAGAGGGUUUGGCUUCAUCACGUUUGCAGAUGUUUCCAGUGUAGAUAAAGUCUUAGCUCAACCACACCACGAAUUAGACUCCAAGACAAUUGAUCCUAAGGUCGCCUUUCCUCGACGCGCCCAACCCAAGAUGGUCACAAGAACAAAGAAAAUAUUUGUGGGUGGAUUAUCCGCGAGCACAGUCGUUGAAGACGUGAAACAGUAUUUUGAACAGUUUGGAAAGGUAGAGGAUGCCAUGCUAAUGUUUGAUAAAACUACAAACAGACAUAGAGGCUUCGGCUUCGUAACUUUUGAGAAUGAAGACAUUGUAGAGAAAGUCUGUGAAAUUCAUUUUCACGAAAUCAAUAAUAAAAUGGUAGAAUGUAAGAAGGCCCAACCAAAGGAGGUAAUGUUUCCUCCAGGCACGAGGGGGAGGGCGAGAAGUCUUCCGUACACCAUGGACGCCUUCAUGCUUGGCAUGGGCAUGCUGAGUUAUCCAAACAUUGUGGCAACAUACGGUCGUGGAUACACAGGAUUUUCUCCAAGCUAUAGCUACCAGUUUCCAGGUUUCCCUGCGACGACGUACGGACCCGUGGCAGCGGCAGCAGUGGCGGCGGCACGAGGCUCAGGUAGGGCGACCCCGGGAAGAAGCAGCUACAUGGCGUACCCACAGAACGCAGGGCCAGGGUUCCCCGAUUACGGCUUUUAUUCUGGCCCCGGUGACCAGCGGCCCGCUCCCUGCUCCUUUGCCGACUAUGCCACCUUGGGGCCCCAUACGGGUCAGAUGCUGCAAAGUGAGCACGUCACCUCCACCUGCAACUCACCCUCCCAGCACCACCCAAGCCCGGACCACUUCAAGAGCUCAGGUGCUAACCCUCCUCGGCCUGGAGGUUUCCCCGGUGCAAACAGUCCUGGACCCGUGGCAGACCUGUACGGCCCCAGCAGUCAGGACUCAGCUGUGGGAAAUUACAUCAGUGCUGCCAGCCCCCAGCCGGGCUCCGGGUUCAAUCACAGUAUCGCAGGUCCUUUGAUCGCCACAGCUUUUACAAAUGGAUACCACUGAAAGCGAAGCAAAGAUGCAGCACCAACUCAUUGAAGAAUUCAUCUGGAGGCCCUGGGAAAAUGGCCAGAGUCUCUGAUUGGUUCAUGUACAGUUGAUGUCAUAAAGACUUCAAGCACUACAGGUUCUGAUUGGUGAAAGGACAAGGGGGGGUGGACCCAAAUAAAGAAGAAAAACAUCUCAGAAAACAAAACAUCACAACUGCUGUUAACAGUAAUCCAGCCCUCAUGUCACUGCAGGACUCCCUGCUUUUCUUUUUUGUCCCCUUUCUGUAUGCUUUUUAAAUGACUUUGGCUUUUAGAGAAAAAUACUUAAAUGAAUGAAUUAUUCAGUUGCGAUUGUCACGAUUCUUUUAAGGUUCUUCGCUCAUUUUAAGUGUUCACAAGUGUUGUCCGACUCAAUUUUGAUGCCAGUUAAAAAAAAAUUAUUUUGCACACUUGGACAGACGCCGCACUGAAAGACACCACGCCAUUCAUCCAUUGAAAAAAAGAAAAAAAGAAAA